AUGUGGCUCUAUCUGGUGGCACUUGUAAGCCUGUGGACACUCCUGUGCUGGCUAAGGGAGAGGCAGGUGGUGGACCAUCUCCAAGACAAGUAUGUUUUCAUCACAGGCUGUGGCUCGGGCUUUGGGGAUAUACUGGCCAGACAACUGGACAGGAGAGGCAUGAGGGUGCUGGCUGCCUGUCAGAAGGAGGAUGGAGCCAAGCAGCUGAAAAACAAGACACCAGAGAGGUUGGAGACACUAAUCCUUGAUGUCACCAAGACAGAGAGUAUUGUGGCAGCCACUCAGUGGGUAAAGGAGCGUGUUGGGAACAGAGGACUCUGGGGCCUGGUCAACAAUGCUGGCAUCACCACCCCCUCGGGUCACAAUGAGUGGCUGAGCAAACAGGACUUUGCAACUGUACUGGAUGUGAACCUGUUGGGCAUGAUCAAGGAGACACUGAGCAUGCUGCCCUUAGUGAGGAAGGCGAGGGACAAUGUGGUCAAUGUCUCCAGCAUCAUGGGUCAAAUUUCUUUUGGUGGAGGUGGUUACUGCAUCUCCAAGUAUGGAAUAGAGGCAUUAUCAGACUCUCUCAGGUCCUAG
Molecule: messenger RNA, 579 nt
Organism: Arvicanthis niloticus (Nile rat)
Lineage: Eukaryota; Metazoa; Chordata; Mammalia; Rodentia; Muridae
Source: RefSeq, a predicted model, not a curated record